Messenger RNA from Helianthus annuus (common sunflower), 2207 nucleotides. RefSeq lists its product as uncharacterized. The record is from RefSeq and is a predicted model, not a curated record. Lineage: Eukaryota; Viridiplantae; Streptophyta; Magnoliopsida; Asterales; Asteraceae. The coding region runs from base 291 to 2039 and encodes 582 amino acids. The transcript has 3 exons.
AGGAAACGAAUCGCACGUGUCUCAUCUGUAACAAUCCUGCGUGUUUAACUCGCAAACAAAAUGAUCAUAUCGGAUUCCAAUUUCAUAUUUUUAUUUUCUUUUUCCUUUUCUUUUUCUUGAUCGUAAAACGUUAUGCUCUUCCAAUCCCUAAUCCCAUUAAUCCCUUUCAGAAUUCAGCAUCUGGGUUUUCUUGAUCUUGUAUUCCACCAUCACCAGCGUGUUCUCCAAUCAAUAAAGCACCGAUCUUGCUCAACAAACUUCACAAUCUUGAAACAAAACCCUAGAAGAAGAUGAAUAGGCGAUUCUGGACAUUUGAUACUUUGGUGGGUGCUUUUCUUGAUCUUUUUAUAGCAUAUUUCCUACUUUGUGGAUCAACAAUUGCUUUGUUUGCUGUUAAGUUUCUGGGUUUGUUUGGUUUGAGUUUGCCAGUUAAUAAUAACAAUGGAUUGUUUGGAAACCCUAAUUCUGGUUUUAGAAGUUUGCUUGUUGAUUAUCCUACUGAUAAGGUAUCUGCUGUUCAGUUUUCCGCAAGUAGAAAGUUCCCUUUUGAUUCUGUGUUCUUUAGGGCUCAAAAUAGUAACUUGAAUGGUGAAUUAAAUGUUGAUAGAGGCGUUGGUAAUGGGUUUAUGGAGUUAGAGGGUGAGGCGUCUUGUGGGUCGAAAUCGGAUGGGCGAAAAGUUAGGAGUAGAAUUGGGGAUUCGGGGAUUCCGAUGGAUAAGGAAAGAGGGUUUGAUGUGAAAGGAAAGGGGGCUUUGAAUUACCGGUUACGUGGCGGUUUUAGACGGAGACGAAAGGCGGUUUUUGAUAGCGGGUUGCAGAAACACUCGUCUGUAUCGUCUUCGCCGAAUUGGAUUACGUGUGUUGAUCAGCAGAGUAGUAAUGAUAACGAUAGUGGUGGGCCCGAUGGCAGCUCGAUUGUUUCUGGUGCUAACAAUGGUAACUAUGAAGCGGAGACUCCGGUGAAAUCAGAUAACAUAUUUGAAGGUAUUGUGUUCGGUGAUCCGCAGAAAAUGAUUCCGGUUAACGAAGCUGAUAAAGAUAAAAUGAUUGUUAUAUUAACGCGCGAGUUAGAAGAAUCAGAGACGGCACGAUCAGCGCUUUACGUUGAGCUCGAGAAAGAACGAAACGCGGCUGCAACUGCUGCAGACGAAGCGAUGUCGAUGAUUCUUCGUUUACAAGAAGAUAAGGCGUCGAUUGAAAUGGAGGCGCGCCAGUAUCAAAGAAUGAUAGAGGAAAAGUCGGCUUACGAUGAAGAAGAAAUGAAUAUUCUGAAAGAAAUCGUUUUACGGAGAGAGCGGGAAAAACAUUUCUUGGAAAAGGAAGUUGACGCGUAUAGGCAAAUGUUACGCAUCGAAAACGAUCAGUUUAAUGGUGGAAGUAACGAAGAUUUCACUCAAGAUCCUGAAUUUAUGUUGCAGCAACUUAGCAUGAACAUAUCCGAAAAGAAAAAUUCAAAACUGUUUGAAGAUGUUGACUUUUCAAAAACAGAGGAGCCCGAGAAAACUAUACCCAUUGUAGAGGAAGAAAAAGGUUCGGAAGUUGAUGCAUCGCGUGUUGGUGAAACCGACUCGCGUGAUGUCCAUGUGAUUGACAACGAGUCAAAGUCAACUGGAAGUAAGAAGAAACAAAUCGACCGAAAACCGAGUGGUUCAGAGACGAGUAGCGGGCUGCCACCUGUGAGCGGGUCAAAGAGUAGUUUAAGAAGGAAUUCCACGUCAGCAUUGGAUCACGAACGAACGAAACUUGAUUCGGAAGUUGAAUGGCUAAGAGAACGAUUGAGGGUUGUGCAAGAAGGAAGAGAGAAACUGAACUUUUCCGUUGAUAAUGCUGAUAAUGUUGAUAAUCGGGAAAAAGAAAGCGUGCAGUUGCAGCUUUUGGAGGAUAUAGCCCGUCAGCUUCAGGAGAUUCGAAUGCUGACGGAACCUCGAACAUCGCGUCAAGCUUCUCUACCCCUUCCUUCCUCUAAGGGUUCUUCUUCUACGAAGAAAAAACGAUGUAGAAGUGUAAGUGUAUCUUCGGGACACGCGAAAAGCUCUUGAAAGCACCUAUGGAGCAGAAAGGACCGCGAAGUCAAGCAAAGUUGAUUUAGUGUUUUUGAUAUCAUAUGUUGUGAAUAUUAGAUUCAGUUAGCAUGUGGUUAAAUAAGCCACUGGGAAAACACACCUUUGGCUGUUACAGUAGUAAAUGUUGUUUUGUUUUUACCUCUU